Ostrea edulis (European flat oyster) is the source of this 2034-nucleotide messenger RNA. Its product is annotated as integrator complex subunit 14-like. Gene Ontology annotation, biological process: snRNA 3'-end processing. Gene Ontology annotation, cellular component: integrator complex. Bases 198 to 1745 code for a protein of 515 amino acids. The transcript has 11 exons. The record is from RefSeq and is a predicted model, not a curated record. NCBI's taxonomy places the organism in Eukaryota, Metazoa, Mollusca, Bivalvia, Ostreida, Ostreidae.
GAUUAGGCUCCUCCUCUACUUUCACAUUAAGGACAUGUUACUUUGUUAGCAGUUGAUAUGAAAUAGAUCAGAUUCAGGGCAAAGUUGACAUGGAUACUCAUGAUGUUUCGCUAGCAGACGGUCCGUAAAGAGCUAUGCGCUGUCCUACGAUGACGAUCCAAGUCAAUAUUGGCGCUUAAUACCUGGGUGUAAAUUAUAUGGAAGAUAAAAUGCCCACUGUUAUUGCUCUAGAUGUGUCUCUGUCAAUGAGUAGACCUGUGGUCAUUCCAGACUGUACAGAAGAAUAUCAAAGAAAACACCUGGCAAUUCAUGGAAUUAACUGCUUCCUAGAUUACUUGUCCAACAAUUUCAAACUAGAAUUUACCUCACUGGUAGUAUUCUCCUAUCUCUGGGAACAACGUGUUCCAUUUACAAGGAACUAUGAGACCAUUAAGUCGGCUCUAAAUAGUGUGGAAGAAUACAACAAGACCUCUAUAGAGGCUGGUCUGACAGGUGUGUCAUCGGUGGUGACAGAGGAGUGGAACUCUGUCACACCCUCACAGGUUAUCCUAGUGACAGAUGGCAGAACAGGAUUUGGUCAAAGGUCCUUGAAAAAUUCCCUAGAGACAUGGGACCAAAGAGAUUCCAGCGGAGAUGAAAAAUUUCCCCUUCCUUUUAAGUUUCCUUGUAAAUUACACAUCGUGAUUAUUAGCAAUCCAAAUGACCCUGAUAUCAAAAGUUCUCUCCCCUUAUUUGAAAAACUGAUAGAGAUUAAUGGCCAAGGAGGAGAACUAUACGUACCAGACAAUUCUUUAACUAUGCAGUCUGUGGAAGCCAUGAUUAUGAGAUUACAGGAGAGAUAUUUUAAGCCUUACAAUGGAUCACUGAAAUGUGGAAAUUUCAAGUGCGCUGUGCAGCUGUUCCCACCUCCAGAUCCCUAUGAUAUGAUGCAGGAGUUUGAAGAAGUCCAUCAAGAAGUCAAUUCUAAUCUGGAGAUUGUGGGCUUUAUUGACAUUGCGGACAUUGCCAGCCCCCAGGCUCUCUCUCGUCAUCUUGUCCUCCCACUCCCGAACAAAGACCCCAAAGCCUCCAACAGUGAAGGUGAGAAUAAGAAGGAGGAGGAAGAUACAACACAAGAAGAAGGGAAGGCCCCAAGUUUUACUGUUCUCCUACACGGAAGUCUGAAAGUGGAGGGCAUGGUUGCCCUUACUCAGGUGGCAGAGAAUUGGUUUGGAAUUUUGUAUUCCUGGGCAGAUAGUAAAAAGAAAAGUAAUCUGAUGUUGAGUUUGUUAGAGCCAGGACAAGAGUCAGUAAAUUGGAUUGGCAAUGUAAAUAAUUUAGCUCCAAUAUCUGAUUUUGUUGAACCACCCUAUGGAGAAGAUGACAAUAAAACUCCAUUUCCAAUCCGACCAGCAGAGAAACACAGCUAUGCACAGAGCUGUGUUGUCUGGAUUAAACCCUCUGGGCUCCAGGCUGACAUACAAAAAGUGUUGAGACAUGCCAGAAAACUUCCUGAAAAGCACCAGCAGUUUUACAAGGAAUUGAACAGACUACGAAGGGCUGCAUUGUCAUUUGGAUUUCAUGACCUUCUUGAAGCUAUGGCAUCUAUGUUGGACAGGGAGUGUACUAUGCUGCCUGGAUCAGCUCAUCCAGAUGCAGCACUUCAGCUUACCCAUGCUGCUAAUGCACUCCGGAAUGAAAAUGCUACAGAUAUCUCAGAAAUGAUUCUCCCUUUAAGAACCAAUUUCAGUCAGGAAACUACUUGAACAAGACCCUCUAGGUUGCACAGAAUGACUUUGAGGCAAUGGGAAAAUUUGACACCAGGAAGAGUAUGCAAAGUGAAGUUAAAGGCAAUGACAAAAGCACCUGCUAUGUACAGUGAUAGUGAUGUGUUUAAGAAUUGGAAAAUGGUUAUGUGACAGGGAGUGACAACUCUAUUCUGAGGAGUUGAUGUUCAUUUUACUCAUCAUCAGGUUUUUGUCAAUCAAAUAAAGAGGAAGUGAAAGUAAUAAGUGCAAGUAUGUGUUUGUGAAUAAAUGUGUAACUUGGAAAUUC